CGCUCACACACCCUGACAACAUUAAAAAAGCGCUGAAACUUUGCAACACAACACUGCACAACGUUUCAUUUCACGCACUUAUAUUUACACUAAGUUUAGGACGGAAAUAAGUGUUUGGAGUCGAUGAAUCGAGUUUAAACUUUUAUACUGUUUCGUUGUCACACAAUGCUGCUAAUUCGACCGUAUUUUUUAUGCGAGUCUUAUUUUUCCCCUUACAACACUGGAACAUUUAAAUGUGUUUUUGAGUCUAUUACAUUGAUUUGAUUCAAUCCAAGCCAUGUCUGGAAUUCAGCAUGCGUCCAAUCAAAGCAUCAAGCCUUUCAAAUCCGGAGAGGAAUAUCUCUAUGCCAUGAAAGAAGACCUGGCAGAAUGGCUGGGAGAUUUAUACAACAUGGGUAUUGACGUAAAUAAUAUUAUGGAGGUGUUGGAAACAGGCGCGCUUCUGUGUGCUCAUGCUAAUAACGUGACACGAGUGGCGGAUGAGUUUCUGAAGAAGAGCGGAACCACUGAGAUCCAACUACCCGCUUCUGGAGUCACUUUCGUCAGCUCUGCACAUCCAACAACAUUCCUGGCCCGGGAUAAUGUGACGAAUUUCAUAAACUGGUGUCGAAAAGAAAUGAGCAUUCCGGACGUACUGAUGUUCGAGACAGACGACCUUGUCCUGCGUAAGAAUGAGAAGAAUUUUGUGCUGUGCCUUCUUGAGGUGGCGAGACGGGCCUCUCGUUUCGGCAUGGCUUCGCCGGUCCUCAUUCAGCUGGAGCAGGAGAUCGAGGAGGAGAUUCGUGGGGAGAUGGAGGACUUGCCUGCUCAACCCAAACCACAAAGGCGCUUGAUAAACAUCCAGAACCUGGAUGAGAUGGUCCAGUUUCUGAUAAGCCGAUGCACUUGUCCAUCCCAGUUCCCCAUGGUGAAGGUAUCAGAGGGCAAAUACAGGGUUGGAGACUCCAACACUCUCAUAUUUGUUCGGAUUUUGAGGAAUCAUGUUAUGGUGCGAGUGGGCGGAGGAUGGGACACCCUGGAGCACUAUCUCGACAAACAUGAUCCCUGCCGCUGCACUUCUCUCAUCCAUAAGUUGACCGCACGCCCAGCUACUCCAGUCCAUGAGAUCAGGGAGCGGUUGACCACCCCACGACCUGAUGCGCAGUGUGCUUCUCAGACCACUCUUAUGCUGAGUCGAACGCAGUCCCCUCUUCAGCCAGUUGUCUGGACCCCUUCAUCCCCAUACCGAGCUCAGAGAGGACGGCACUCUCCUCCACGCUCCUCCUGUUCCCCCGACCCUGAACAUCAGCCCACCCGCCGGAGACACAGCCCCUCUCCUAACAAAUUAAGGGAGAGACCGAGUACUCGAGAGUACAAUUGUGUUGACAGAAAAGAUAGCUUGAAAACAAACUCCUCCAGUAGGACAGGCAGAAACGAAACACGGACGUCACCAACACCUCGUCUGACAAGCAGUCUUCCUCGGGCAACCCAUCAUCCAACCACACCACAACCUGAGAUACAGCGUCCUCAAACACCUCUAGUCCUUCAAAGAAACACCAAUCAGAUCCAACGCCAGCAAGCGCCUGAGAAGAAUCUAGGUCAAACCUGGACCAAAUCGCAGUUUGUUUCCAAACUGAGACAAAAUUCCACCGUUGGAGUAAAAGGACGAGAGAACGAGGACAGAGCGCACCUUGUUUCUGACAUGAAAGAAAGUCCGGGAUGGAGUUUUCCUGGAAACACACAUUCAUAUUCCAAACCUCCGAACAUCACUAUUCAUGAGCCAGAGGGCAAACAUUUCAUCCGCAACUUUUCCCCUUUUAAAGGUAUAACAGGGGCCAUCUCAGAAGCACAAAACACCAGAUCUAGAACUCCAGCUAAGAUCUCUCAAGAAGAGUCACCUGGUAAACCGAAAAAUAUUCUGGAUGCAACUGAGAAAGGCCAACUUGAACAAGGAGCUGAUAGAUCACCCAGCAAGAAGGUACAGCACUUGGCUCUACAUGUGCCGAACAUUGUGCAGUUUCAGAAGUCUUUAGGCGGUGAAGAGGGAGGAAUUGAGACAAGUUAUCUCUUCACUCCUCCUCCUCUCAGCCCUUCUCAGGAAGCCAUCCUCUACAAGAGCCUAGAGGAGGAAAUCUUGUGCAAUCUACAGCAGCUAAGCAUCGACACAGAAAGCAGCACUAGCUCCGAUGAGAAGCAUCACGAGACUCCUAAGAAUUCGAGAGCGAUUCCAUCUGACCACUGGAAAGCCUCCAACAGAUCAGCAAGUCUUGAUCGGGCUUUUGAUGCAGUCAUGGCUGAACUCUCUGGUGGCCAAAGGAAGAUGGAGAAGGUGUCAGUUGAGAAGUGGAUGAACACUCUUCCUAACGGUCUCCGAGGCAAGGUGGUGGAAGACCACACUACCGCACAUCACCUUAAGGUCUCUAAACCUUGCAUGACCAGUUCUUGGUCCUCAUUGGGAUCCAGUAUGGAUUCAAAGGAGACUGCUGAACUUGGUAAAGUGCCAGUUGACAACUCAAAUGUUGAGACCAAAAUUCUCCCUGGCAAAGUAUCAAAUUUAGGAACUGAACAUGUAAAAAAGCCCAAGAGUUGUUCAAUCAAACAAAGAAGAUCCUUAAGGAAGCCAGAGAGAGUGCCAUCCUUCUUCAAGCUGAAACUAAAACCCUGUGUGCGACCAAGACGUGACCACAGGUCCGACCGAAAGCCUUCAAAGAUCCCAAAACCAGUUUUUUACAAAAGAACAAGCUGCAAAGAUGCCAACUCUCAAAACCACAGAGGAAAUGAUUCCCAACAUGGGCCUUUCGGCACAGACAACUCUCGAGGAAACACUUGGGCUAAACCAAAAUCUCAGGUCCCAAUACCGAGUGAAACAAAGUGCCAAAGAGCAAACAAGGAACCACAUGGAGAUCAAGAUCUGGAAACCUGGGUUUAAUCAACGACUCAGACAUUUGUAAUUUUGGAGUUUACUGAGAAUUUGACUACCAAUUCAAACAAGCCAUAUGUUAGUGAGGAACUAUUUUACUUGCUAUUCAAAAGUAGAUUUUUUUUCCAGAAAGCCUUUAAAAACCUUUACAAAAAGCACAACACUUUCAUCAGAGAUUAAAGUCACCUUAACCUUAAUGAGA
This is a messenger RNA of Pimephales promelas (fathead minnow), 3101 nucleotides long. RefSeq names its product growth arrest specific 2 like 2 (gene gas2l2). Gene Ontology annotation, cellular component: actin filament; cytoplasm; microtubule plus-end. Gene Ontology annotation, biological process: regulation of microtubule polymerization or depolymerization; protein localization to microtubule plus-end; actin crosslink formation. Gene Ontology annotation, molecular function: microtubule binding; actin filament binding; cytoskeletal adaptor activity. Lineage: Eukaryota; Metazoa; Chordata; Actinopteri; Cypriniformes; Leuciscidae. The record is from RefSeq and is a predicted model, not a curated record.